Molecule: messenger RNA, 3004 nt
Organism: Clarias gariepinus (North African catfish)
Lineage: Eukaryota; Metazoa; Chordata; Actinopteri; Siluriformes; Clariidae
Product: carcinoembryonic antigen-related cell adhesion molecule 5-like
Exons: 11
Coding region: 92-2638 (848 amino acids)
Biological process (GO): cell surface receptor signaling pathway
Molecular function (GO): transmembrane signaling receptor activity
Source: RefSeq, a predicted model, not a curated record
CUCUCAUGGGUUUUUAGAAGCGAAGUGUUGUAGUAAGUGUUGAAGCUUUAACACAGACCCUCCUCGUUCUGUCAGUCAUCAGUAGGACAAGAUGGGGCUCUAUUCACUCUGUGUGAUGCUCUUGAUGACUGGACUCAUUCAUUCUACAAAAACAGAAGAAAAUAAACCAGAGCUCACAUCAAACCUUAAAGGAGCUGCACUGACUGGAGACUCAGUGACUCUUUACUGUACACUGAAGCCGCAGUCUGAUGGGUGGACGUUUAACUGGCUCAAACAGACAAAGAAAUCUGAGAAAGAAGCAGACUACCGUUCCUUCACCACCAAACAUGACCAUUCCUACACCAUCAGAUCAGUUAGAGUCUCUGAUGGAGGUCAGUACAGGUGCAAAGCUGAAAGAAGAAACCCAGUCCACUACACACACUACAGUGAUGCACUCUGGGUAAAUGUUACUGAGAGUCCUAAACCUGUGGUUAUUAUAAACCCUGAUACAUGGGUGUUCAAAGGAGAGAGCGUGACUUUCAGAUGUAACAUGCAGACAGGAGGAGACACCAAGUGGACGUACAGCUGGUAUAAGAAUAACACACAGCUACAGAACACAGCACAGGAGUUUACAGACACAAUUGAUUUCAGUGGUAAAUACACCUGCAGAGGAAGGCAAGGUGACUCAAAGAGCUCACAGAUGAGUGAUCCUGUUAUGCUCUUUGUAUCAGAAAAACCCAAACCGACUGUGAGAGUGAAUCCUCAGAGCUCCAUCUACACUGGAGACAGAGUUACUCUGAGCUGUGAUCUACAGUCUACUGGAUGGACUUUUCUCUGGUAUGAUCAUCAGCAAUCAAGACAUCUGACAUCUGUAGAUACACACAGUAACACACUCAGUGUGACAAUCUCUAAUGAAGGACAAACAACAUACUACUGUAAAGCACACAGGAGAAACUACAUGUCAGAGUUCAGUGAUCCAGCCACGAUCACAGUGAGAGCGAGACCGCAGCCUGUAGUGAAAGUACAGCCUGCUGAGAGUGUGUUCAUUGGGGAAAGAGUCACUCUCACAUGUGAGAUACAGACUGGAGGAUCCUGGCAGUACCACUGGUAUAGAGAUAAUAAAGAACUCAGUGAUGCUGCAGGAGAUAAAACAUACACAAUCACUGAUGUUAAAGAGUCUAAUAAAGGUGAUUAUACAUGUAAAGGAACAAAGUCAUCAGACCCAAAAUACACAGAGACCAGUGCUGCUGUUACACUGACUGUAUCAGAAAAUAAACCAGAGCUCACAUCAAACCUUAAAGGAGCUGCACUGACUGGAGACUCAGUGACUCUGUACUGUAGACUGAAGCCGCAGUCUGAUGGGUGGACGUUUAACUGGCUCAAACAGACAAAGAAAUCUGAGAAAGAAGCAGACUACCGUUCCUUCACCACCAAACAUGACCAUUCCUACACCAUCAGAUCAGUUAGUGUCUCUGAUGGAGGUCAGUACAGGUGCAGAGCUGAAAGAAGAAACCCAGUCCACUACACACACUACAGUGAUGCACUCUGGGUAAAUGUUACUGAGAGUCCUAAACCUAUGGUGAUUAUAAACCCUGAUACACGGGUGUUCAGAGGAGAGAGCGUGACUUUCAGAUGUAACAUGCAGACAGGAGGAGACACCGAGUGGACGUACAGCUGGUAUAAGAAUAACACACAGCUACAGAACACAGCACAGGAGUUUACAGACACAAUUGAUUUCAGUGGUAAAUACACCUGCAGAGGAAGGCAAGGUGACUCAAAGAGCUCACAGAUGAGUGAUCCUGUUAUGCUCUUUGUAUCAGAAAAACCCAAACCGACUGUGAGAGUGAAUCCUCAGAGCUCCAUCUACACUGGAGACAGAGUUACUCUGAGCUGUGAUCUACAGUCUACUGGAUGGACUUUUCUCUGGUAUGAUCAUCAGCAAUCAAGACAUCUGUCAUCUGUAGAUACACACAGUAACACACUCAGUGUGACAAUCUCUAAUGAAGGACAAACAACAUACUACUGUAAAGCACACAGGAGAAACUACAUGUCAGAGUUCAGUGAUCCAGCCACGAUCACAGUGAGAGCGAGACCGCAGCCUGUAGUGAAAGUACAGCCUGCUGAGAGUGUGUUCAUUGGGGAAAGAGUCACUCUCACAUGUGAGAUACAGACUGGAGGAUCCUGGCAGUAUAACUGGUAUAGAGAUAAUACAGAACUCAGUGAUGCUGCAGGAGAUAAAACAUACACAAUCACUGAUGUUAAAGAGUCUAAUAAAGGUGAUUAUACAUGUAAAGGAACAAAGUCAUCAGACCCAAAAUACACAGAGACCAGUGCUGCUGUUACACUGACUGUAUCAGAAAAUAAACCAGAGCUCACAUCAAACCUUAAAGGAGCUGCACUGACUGGAGACUCAGUGACUCUGUACUGUAGACUGAAGCCGCAGUCUGAUGGGUGGACGUUUAACUGGCUCAAACAGACAAAGAAAUCUGAGAAAGAAGCAGACUACCGUUCCUUCACCACCAAACAUGACCAUUCCUACACCAUCAGAUCAGUUAGAGUCUCUGAUGGAGGUCAGUACAGGUGCAAAGCUGAAAGAAGAAACCCAGUCCACUACACACACUACAGUGAUGCACUCUGGGUAAAUGUUACUGGUGAGUAAGAGACCUUUUGUCAAGUGCCUGUGUCUACAACCUUCUAUCUACUAAAGAAAUUCUAAAUAAGUAUAAAUCCUACACAAACAUAUUCAUAACAAGCACACUGUUUAAGAUGUACUUUACACGUCUCAAUAUACUCAACAUGAAAUAUAUCCGAAUACUCUAUAGGGCAUGAUAAUAGGUCACAUUUGCAUGUGUGCAUUAAAGAUCCACAUAUAACUAUAGCAUAUUAGCAUAUGAAAGUCAUUAUUAUUAAUUUACACAUUUACGUCUUUUGAAUCGUUUUACAUUUACAGUGAAGAAUCACAUUACCUUGUAUGAAAUAAAAAAAUGUGACAAAUGUCACAAAAAAAGGGAAAAAAUGGGCAAAU